AUGAGAGUGUAUAAGAGAAAGACAGAGCGGGCAACCCAAAGCCAAGAGGUAUACGAGUUAGCUGCAGCUGAAGUUUUAGAAAACAACUGCAGUAUUCGGAAGGCGAGUAAGAAUUUUGAUCUAUGUCAUGUAUCUCUGGGUAGAUACAUUAAGAAGAAGAAGAAUAAUGACCGUCAAAAAGUAGGCUAUGUCAAGCCUCGACAAGUAUUCACAGAAGAAGAAGAAUGUAAAAUGUCUUCAUAUGUCCUCAAGUGCGCUGAAAUAUAUUUUGGAUUACUUCCUAUCGAAAUAAGGAAACUAGCUUACCAAUGUGCUGUCCAUCUUGGUGCUAAAAAUAUUCCCUCUUCUUGGCAUCAAAAUAAUAUGGCUGGUCCUGACUGGUUUCAAAAUUUUAUGCGCAGAAAUGCUAACCUGUCUUUGAGAACUCCAGAAGCGACAUCACUGAGCCGAGCAACAUCAUUCAAUAGGACUAACGUUAAUGCUUUCUUUGAAAAAUAUCAAGGUGUUCUCCAAAGACACGAAUUUAGCGCUUCUCAAAUUUGGAACAUGGAUGAAACUGGGGUCACGACCGUUCAAAAACCAAAAAAAAUUGUAGCUGCCCGUGGUCAAAAGCAAGUUGGCGCAAUUACAUCAGCCGAGAGGGGAACACUUGUGACAUUAGCCUGUGCCGCUAACGCUGCAGGUAAUUUUAUUCCACCGAUGUUCAUUUUCCCCCGGAUUAAAUACUCAGAAAUGUUCAUUCGCGGUGGACCUCAAGAUUGCAUUGGAGCUGGCAAUUCUUCAGGGUGGAUGACUGAAAAAGAAUUUUUGAUUUUUAUAGAUCAUUUUAUCAAACACGCGAAACCUACCAAGAAAGAGCCAGUUCUGUUAUUGCUCGAUAAUCAUGGCUCACAUGUGAAUAUUGCAGUUGUCGAAAAAGCCAAAGAAAACAAUGUUAUCAUGUUAUCGUUUCCCCCCCAUUGCUCCCACAAUUUGCAACCUAUGGAUGUAGGAGUCUACGGCCCUUUUAAAAACUACGUGAACAGAGCACAGACUGCAUGGAUGUAUAAUAAUCCAGGAAAAACGAUGACAAUUUAUGACAUCCCAAGUGUAGUGAAGGAGUCAUUAUUAUUUGCCUUGAACCCUGCAAAUAUUAUCAAUGGAUUUAAAGCUUCUGGUAUUUGGCCUUUGAAUGUUGAUAUUUUCCAAGAUAGUGACUUUGCGCCCUCUUAUAUUACUGAUCGUCCAUAUCCUACAGAACAAUCAGAAAAUGUACUAAAUGAAAGUGCGAAUUUAUCGUUGAAUCUUGAACAUCCAGAACUAUUAGAUUCUGCUCCUGAAGUGGAUAUCAGCACAACAGAAAUUAUAGGCCACAUUGAAACUGCCAACAAACCAACUCCAAGUUGCUCUGGUUUAAAUCAAUUUUCACCAUCAAAGAUAAGACCAUUACCAAAGGCGCCACCACGAAAAACAAAUAUAAAAUGCAGACGCAAAAGGAAGUCUGCUAUUCUGACAGAUACGCCUGAAAAAGAAGCUUUGAGAGUGGAAUAUGAAGAAAAGAUGAAGAAAAAGCAAAAAAAAGAUGAUAAAGAAAAGCGAAAGGGGAAAGGAAAAGGCAAAAAAUCUGCAAAAAAUGAAGAUGGAAUAGAAAGAGUGAAAAAAAGGAUUCUUAGUUCAGAUUCAGAAUCGGAAGAUUGCCAUUGUCUUGUGUGCGAUGAAGCCUAUAAUAAUUCAAAAGGUGAUUGGGUAGAGUGUAUUGCAUGUAAGAUGUGGGCACAUGUGGGAUGUGUCACAGGAGAUACUAUUUCUUUUGUUUGCAUCAACUGUGAUUCUGAUGAAGACUAA
This is a messenger RNA of Pieris macdunnoughi, 1824 nucleotides long. The record is from the annotation of a GenBank genome assembly. Lineage: Eukaryota; Metazoa; Arthropoda; Insecta; Lepidoptera; Pieridae.